Molecule: messenger RNA, 817 nt
Organism: Dentiscutata erythropus
Lineage: Eukaryota; Fungi; Glomeromycota; Glomeromycetes; Diversisporales; Gigasporaceae
Source: the annotation of a GenBank genome assembly
AUGCAAUAUGAGUGCAGAUAUUGAAGAUAACGAUUUAUAUACCUUUGAGCUUACACGAAUCGUUACCAAAAUCGAGAAUGAAAUCACAGUCGAUGAUCCUACAGACGAAACGAAAACGUUACAAUUACCAUGGUAUUCGAAAGUUGAACCUUUAGCUACGCAUAUUCAGGAAGUUUCAAAGUCGAUUUACUUACCAAAAUCACAGGUUUCAAUUGAUGAAAUGAUUGCUAGAUUUAAAGGAAGAAGAUAUACUUACUGUUUUAUUUUCACCUCCCGUAUUGAACCUAAUUCCGAAAUAAAUCCAAUUCCAAAUAUUAAUAAGGUCGGCUGUCAGGUGUAUCAUCUAAUAUCUCAACUUCCGAAGAAUAAGGCGUUUGAUAUCUACAUGGAUAAUUUUUUUACAAGCAUAAAUCUGUUUAGUUAUAUGCGAAAAAAUGGGUACGGUGGUUGCGGGACAGUAAGAAGUAAUACCUUGAAAUUUCCUGCUUUUUUAAAAAUUAAAAAAUCGAAAAAGAUAGAAUGGGAUACUCUUUCCGGCGCUGUUGUAGAUGAUGUAUUAGUUGUGUUCUGGAUGGAUAACGGCCCAGUAAAUAUGUUAACAACAAUACAUGAAAUUACAGGUGAAGAAAGUCGAGUAGAAAGAGAAAGACGACGACCACGAACAACUAGUACUAAUGCUAACAAAGUACGUAGUGUGUUUGGUGAUGCAAGUAAAAAAAUUCUUCCCAUACCUGCUGUAAUUGAUGAUUAUAACCAUCAUAUGGAUGGUGUAGAUAUAGCCGACCAAUUAAGGGGCUAUUAUGGUACACAAGUACCU